Racocetra fulgida is the source of this 251-nucleotide messenger RNA. NCBI's taxonomy places the organism in Eukaryota, Fungi, Glomeromycota, Glomeromycetes, Diversisporales, Gigasporaceae. The record is from the annotation of a GenBank genome assembly.
AAAGGAAAAAGUAUUGGGCAUAUCAUAAAAUUAUUAGAAACCCCGGAAUCAUCUUCGUCAUUCUUAAUGGAUAUGGAUUCUAAUUUACCUAGUCCAUUGCUUGUAAAAAUCGCUAUGAAGAUUAAUAAGUUUAAUGAUUACUCGUCUACAGAUAAAAAACUUAUAAAAGUAGAAGAAUGCCGUCAAUUUGGAGAAAUGUUAGGAAAUACGAUAUGUAAUGAACAUAAAGAUAUUGAAAAAAAUCGAAAUAA